CAAACAGAUCGAUGGCGACGUUUUCGAAACGGUUUUGGGGCCACUGACCACGACGAUGGCUACAGCGGCAACAUUGAUUCCUAUGGAUUCUAGCAGAGCCAUAGGAAAGAAACGGUCACGUUCACCAUCUUCCGAUGGCUCUCGCGGCCCUCCUCCGACCCGAAGGAGGUCACGUUCGCCGCCGCCGCCGCGAAUGAAACUUGACUUACCCAAGGUUCAAGAUGUAGAUCCCGUGCGACGUGCGCAGAGAGAGCGGGAAUUGGCUGCUCGAAUGGCAGCAGUUGAGCUCGACAAGACUACUAAACAGGAUUCUGCACAGGAGCAAGCAGACAAGCAGGCCGAGUUCCAAAAAUUGAUCAGUAACUCUCGUUCUGGUGGCGUUUAUGUCCCUCCCGCUCGACUCCGUGCCAUGCAGGCCGCCGCUGCAACGGACAAAUCAAGUCAAGAGUACCAGCGGUUGUCCUGGGACGCGCUGCGCAAAUCAAUCACCGGUAUCGUUAACCGAGUCAAUAUUGCCAACAUUAAGCAGGUUGUUCCAGAACUAUUCUCAGAAAACCUCAUACGAGGACGGGGGCUGUUCGCGCGCAGCGUCAUGAAAGCACAGGCAUCCAGUUUACCCUUUACACCAGUUUUUGCCGCUCUGGUGGCCAUUAUCAACACAAAACUUCCUCAAGUGGGAGAGCUCGUCUUAACCCGGCUCAUAAGCCAGUUUCGACGUGCGUUCAAGCGUAACGACAAAACCGUUUGUCAUUCUUCGACAACCUUCAUUGCUCACCUCGUCAAUCAAGCUGUCGCACAUGAGAUUAUUGCGCUUGAAACCCUCAUCUUCCUCCUUGAGCGCCCAACGGAUGACUCGAUUGAGAUUGCGGUUGGAUUCAUGCGUGAGGUCGGUGCGUUUCUGGCGGAAAACUCUCCGAAAGCAAACGCGCUCGUUUUCGACCGUUUCCGUGAUGUUCUCAACGAGGGGACUAUCAGUCAUCGCGUACAAUAUAUGAUAGAGGUGCUUAUGCAGGUCCGGAAAGACAAGUACAAGGACAACCCAGUCAUACCAGACGGGUUGGACCUCGUAGAGGAAGAGGAGCAGAUUACCCACCACAUACGCCUUGAAGAGGAGCUGCAAGUGCAAGAAGGGCUCAAUAUUUUUAAGUUCGACCCCAAUUACGCGGAGAACGAGGAAAAGUACAAAGCAAUAAAAGCUGAAAUUCUGGGAGAGGGCUCUGACGAUGAAUCUGGUUCAGAGGAGUCCAGCGAGGAAGAAGAAGAGGAAGUCGAAGAACAAGAAGGUAUAUUGGAUCAGACGGGGACGAACUUGGUCAAUCUACGACGAAUGAUAUACCUCACUAUCAUGAACGCUCUCAACUACGAGGAAGCGGUCCACAAGCUCUUAAAGAUCCAGCUGAAGGAAGGAGAAGAGAUCGAGCUCAUCAACAUGAUUAUCGAGUGUUGUUCGCAAGAGCGCUCUUACUCUACCUUCUACGGCCUUGUUGGGGAACGAUUUAGUCGGCUUAAUCGUGUCUGGAUGGAAUGUAUCGAACAAGCAUUCGACAACUACUACCAUACCGUUCACCGAUACGAGACCAACCGACUCCGCAACAUUGCGCGGUUCUUUGGACAUAUGUUCGCCAAUGAUGCGAUCUCCUGGGUCAACCUUGGUUGCAUUAAAAUGAACGAGGACGAUACGACGUCGAGUUCCCGUAUUUUUGUCAAAAUCAUGAUGCAGGAGGUGAUGGAGAGCAUGGGUUUGAAAGCUCUUGCGGAGCGAUUCAAGGACGAAGAAAUAAAGGUCGCAUGCAAAGACAUGUUCCCUAUGGACAAUCCGAAGAACACUCGCUUCUCGAUCAACUACUUCACGAGUAUCGGACUCGGUAUACUGACGGAGGACAUGAGAGAGUACUUAAAGAAUGCCCCGCGUCUAAUCAUGGAACAACGCCGCGCACUGCUCGAGCAAGAAUCCUCCUCUUCAGAUUCAGAUUCAUCGGAUGACUCAGACUCAGACUCAGAUGAUUCAAGCUCGGAUUCGGGCACGACGUCCGAUGCUUCUGACUCAUCUAUCGAUUCCCGACGACGUUCCCGACGCUCACCUACCCCACGAAGAGACUACAGCAAAGGUCGCAGUCGGGGCCCGGCUCGGAGCCCAGACGACUCGCGCGACUACAGGCCACAUAGACGCGACGGGGAAUACACUCGGGAACGUGAUCGCAACUACGCGCGAGACAAGUACCGCGAAGACUCGCGCUCCCCGCCUUCUUCCCCUCGUCGGUCUCCCUCACUUCGUCGGUCUCCCUCUCCACCUCGUCGAUCUCCCUCCCCACCUCGUCGGUACCGCGAUGAUCGCAUGACAGGAAGACAAAACCUUCCUCUCCACUGCCACCAUGAUUCACCCCCGCGUCGACCCCGGGAAGACGACCGUGAACGAGACAGAGAAAGGGAACGAGAAAGGUCACGCGUCGAUGGGUAUGGUCGGCGGGGAAGGGAUGAUUCGCGGGAUCACCGCUCUGAAAAGGAACGGGAUAGGGGCUACUAUUCAAAAGACGGCAGUAGGUAUCGCGGCAACUAUAGGCAUCGCUCUCCAAGCGUAAAGCGAGACUCUCCGAGCCCGAGGCGCCGAAGGCUGAAUGAGAGGGACUACGAUGACCGGAGCAGAUAGGCAUGCUCGAUUUUGAAUGACUAGUGUGAGGUGUUAUAAUCCCUUGUGUACCAUUGUGGCGACUCGAAAAAGUUACGAGUCUAUGCACUAUUAUCUUGUUCAUAAUUCAGUGGACACUGUCCCAUCGUUAAUACGUGGCUAUAAGUCAGUCCAACAGCAUGAAGUGGGUCCCAGCAGUUCGGAAAAUGACGUGGGGAACCAAGUAGUUAGGGGCAAUAUAUACGGUUUGAUAAACGG
Messenger RNA from Pisolithus orientalis, 2884 nucleotides. RefSeq lists its product as uncharacterized. The transcript is spliced from 7 exons. Gene Ontology annotation, molecular function: protein binding; RNA binding. NCBI's taxonomy places the organism in Eukaryota, Fungi, Basidiomycota, Agaricomycetes, Boletales, Pisolithaceae. The record is from RefSeq and is a predicted model, not a curated record. Gene Ontology annotation, biological process: mRNA splicing, via spliceosome. Bases 56 to 2647 code for a protein of 863 amino acids. Gene Ontology annotation, cellular component: catalytic step 2 spliceosome.